AUGAGGCGAGGUCGUUCACCAAGCUCGCCAUCGCCUUAUAGGGCUUUGGCUCAUCAUCAGCAGGCCUCGGCUGCUGCGACAUCCUCAGACUCCAUUUCAUUGAUUCGGUCUUUCAAUGUCGAAACAAACCCAACGCGGCCAGUGCGGCCUUCGCCGCUCACAGCAUCGCUUAUCCGAGACAUGCCGCUAGAUCUGGUUGACCGCAUCAGGUCCUUCCCUCUCUUUAUGUCAGCUCCGGAAGAGUUUCUUGUUGCUAUAGGAAAUCACCUGAAGCCUCAAAUCCAAAGCCCCAAUGACCACAUCGUGACGGAAGGAGACGAAGCCAAGGCAAUGUAUUGGUUGGUUCGAGGAGUAGUUGCUGUCACUUCGCGUGACGGUGAGGCGGUCUAUGCUGAGCUCAAUCCCGGUUCGUUCUUUGGAGAAAUCGGUGUUUUGAUGCAGAUGCCUCGAACAGCUACUAUUGUAGCGCGUACGAAGUGUCUGUUGCUAGUGCUUAAGAAAGAGGAUUUACAUGCCGUGAUACCCAAAUUCCCAGAAAUGGAGAAGGCGAUCCGGGAAGAGGCACAGGAACGCUUGAACCUCCUGAAAAAGAAGCGGCAAGAAAGUGGAAGAUUGGUCAAAUCCCCUCAGGGAGACUUCAGCGCUCGAGAACCCGCUCCUGGAGAGGUUUCUACUGGAGAAAGGGGCGCUAUCAAGGACGGUGCGGUCGUCAACAACAAGAAAAGAAAGUCCCCAAGCCCUGGAAUCAUGGAGGACCCAGCUGCUGGUAGUGCGAUUGGAAGCGGUCAAAUCAAUAUUCGAACAACACUUAAGGAGUUACCGCUCUUCUCUACACUUCCUGCAGAUAUUCUGCAUUUCUUGGGAUUGAGUGUUCAACCGAAAUCCUAUACCCCGUUUACAGAUAUCGUUCGGCAAGGCUUACCAGGAAACGAAAUUUUCUUCAUUGUUCGUGGCGAGGCGGAGGUUAUUCACGAUGAGCCAGUUUACGACGAUAACAUUCAGAACAAGGCCAAGGCUAUCCCAAAACGGCCUCGAUUGAAGGCUGGUCAAUAUUUCGGCGAAGUUGCAAGUCUUGGAUUGUCGCGUGGUCGAACAGCCACUGUAAGAUCUAUCACUUCGGUGGAAUGUAUCAUGAUCACAGGCGAUGUCCUCGACGAGUUCUGGAGACGCUGCCCUUCAGACAUCCUGAAACAGGUUAAAGAAACUGCACGAUUGCGAUAUCAGAAACAGAGCGACGAUGUUGUUAUGGUUGAUGUUGAUGUUAAGGAAAAGGUCAACAAAUCUGACCCGCCUACACCUACAACACCAACACGAGCAUCCCUCCCUGACCUCACCUUCACUACCCCGUCCAAGCCUGGGUCUCCAGCGAAAGAUGAUACAAGCAACAUAGCACCUAAGGACCCCGAUCCGUUCUUGAGUGUGAACAUGGAGAAUAUCCGAAAUCGAAGACGACAUUCGUUGGCACCUCCAGUGCCUCCAACAGACAGCUCUACCCCAACGACCAACGGUGCGAGGUCUCGCCUCUCAGAAGUAACUCCUAUCAAAUUUGCGUUUUCUGAUGCUUCAGCUGACGACGAUGACGUCCCGGCAAAGCGAGUACGGACGACUCUGCCCACCCGACCAAUCACAAUGAGCAAACCAGUGCUCUCAGAUGAGAUCCUGAUUUACAUCUUCAAGCACGUGGAUAUAGGAGAGCUGUUUCGACUACGCCUUGUUAGCACACACUGGCGUAAGCUCCUGACUACAUCCCCCAAAGUUUGCCAGGAUGUCGACCUCUCAAUUUACAACCGUAAGGUUACUGACGAAGUCCUGAUCAAGGUGCUUGCUCCCUUCAUUGGCACUCGCGCUCUGUCCAUCGACCUGAAUAAUUGCUUUCACAUAACGGAUGAAGGGUUUGGAGCUUUAUGGCGCAGUUGCGGCAAAAAUGUUAAGAAGUGGAAGAUGAAGUCGGUUUGGGAUGUUUCCGCGAACCAAAUUUUGGAGAUGAGCGAGAACGCAAAGGGAUUAGAAGAAGUUGACUGGAGCAACUGCCGCAAGGUCGGUGAUAAUCUUCUAGGCCGCGUUGUUGGCUGGGUUGUACCCGAUCCACCACCUUCGAAAUCAGUCGUUAUCUCAAGUUCUGCAGCUCGAUCGCGAAGCAAGCAGCAGCAACAGAAGCAUGCCGCACAGCACGUUCUGCCACCAGGUACAGUAGUUGGGUGCCCGAAACUCAAACGCCUCAAUCUCUCCUAUUGCAAGCACAUCACAGAUCGUUCCAUGGCUCAUUUAGCAGCACACGCUUCGAACCGUAUCGAGUCGCUGUCCCUCACGCGUUGCACAUCGAUUACAGAUGCAGGGUUUCAAUCAUGGGCGCCAUUCCGGUUUGAAAAGCUAUCUAGGCUGUGCCUAGCUGAUUGCACAUAUCUCUCGGACAACGCUGUCGUUGCCUUGGUUAACUCAGCCAAGAACCUUACACAUCUGGACCUAUCGUUCUGCUGUGCACUCUCUGACACGGCGACAGAGGUUGUCGCUCUCCGUCUGCCAAAGUUGCGGGAGCUGCGAUUGGCGUUCUGCGGAAGUGCGGUUAGCGAUGGAAGUUUGGAAAGCGUGGCGCUCCACUUGAACGAUUUGGAAGCCCUCAGUGUUCGUGGCUGCGUGCGUGUCACUGGCCGAGGCGUCGAAAAUGUCCUCAACGGCUGCGGGCGACUGAACUGGAUGGAUGUCAGUCAAUGCCGUAACUUGGAGUCAUGGAUCCGAGCCGGUGGUGUUUCGAACUGGGGGUUUGAUGACCGCGUUGGUCAACGUUCUACGGAGCCCACGUCAAGCGAAACCUCUGGACAGGGACAAUCAGAGGAUGAUGGUCCUGCGCCCAAGGCCAUGAGCGUUGCUAUGCUCACAUCGCAGAACUUUAUGCCACGAUCUGCGUUUGGAUACAGAGCCAAGAGAGCACGACGACCCGGCCCUGCGCGACUUGCGCAGAGGCUUCCUGAGCUCUCAAAGACUGCUUUCCGCAACACCGCAUCCGUCCGAAGCUUCCACGUUCAGUCCAAGCCUACAGCCAACUUCUUCACAUCGCGCGUCACAUCCGCAGCCACCCGCAAUGCUUUCCAACGAACAAGCCGCGCUGGCGGUCGAUCUUAUAACCAGCAAGCUGCGGGAGCUGCCACAGCGCCCCAAUCGACAAGCCGACGACUCUUGGUUGGAGGUGCCAUCUUUGGUGGUACGCUUGUUGCCAUCAAUGCUGUCUUUAACCGGGAGACCCGUGAGGAUGGUGGCAUGCCCGUUUACGAGCGCGAAUACCUGAACAACACUUUCCUGCACACUGGUCUCGGAAUUGGCAUCAUUGGAUUGACGGCUCGACAAAUGGUUCAGACCGGCUUCGUUUACCGAAUCAUGGUUACUAACCCUUGGGUUGUUGGAAUUGGUGGUCUCGCUCUCAGCUUCGCCACCAUGAUUGGAACUCGAUCUAUCAGCCCUGACAACUACAUCCCUAAGUACGCCCUCUGGACCGCUUUUAACGCCACUCAGGCUGCCUUUGUCGCCCCUCUCCUCGCCUUCGUCCCUCCUGCUCUCCUUGGACGUGCCGGUCUCUACACCAUCGCCAUGAUGGGUGGUCUUGCUGUUGUCGGUGCCACUGCUAAGCAGGAGAAGUACCUCUACAUUGGUGGUCCUCUCCUGGCUGGUGCCGCCAUCGUCGCUGCUUCUGGUCUCGCCCCUCUCGUCAUCCCCGCCACCGCUAUCCGAACCCUAGCCUUCACUGAGAGCAUCUGGUUGUACGGUGGUCUUGCUGUCUUUGGUGGUUUCACUCUGUACGAUGUCCAGAAGGUCCUCCACCACGCUCGCCUCGCCCAGGCUGGUGUCAUCCGCCGUGACCCCGUCAAUGAGAGUAUCUCUCUUGAGCUUGACUUCCUCAACAUCUUCAUCCGCAUGGUUCAGAUCCUGAUGAUGCAGCAGAACCGACGCAAGUAA
Messenger RNA from Fusarium oxysporum Fo47, 3948 nucleotides. RefSeq lists its product as uncharacterized. Gene Ontology annotation, molecular function: protein-containing complex binding; protein binding. The coding region runs from base 1 to 3948 and encodes 1315 amino acids. The transcript has 3 exons. The record is from RefSeq and is a predicted model, not a curated record. NCBI's taxonomy places the organism in Eukaryota, Fungi, Ascomycota, Sordariomycetes, Hypocreales, Nectriaceae.